UAACGAGGGUUAUGGGAGUGCUGGAGCCAAUCCCACCUGUCAACGGGCAGGAAGAGGGGUACACCCUGAACUGGUUUCCAGCCAAUCGCAGGGACAUGGCGACAAACAGCCACACUAACUACGUAUCACACCUAUGGGCCAUGGACGACGAUGCAUCUCUGUGUCUUCAUCACUUGCAGCUCGAACACACGUCAGCUACGAGCUCAAGGACGAUGUUGCAGUUAUCCGACUGCAUGAUCCAGCAUCCAAAGUGAACACACUGUCUGUGCAGAUGCAGUCUGAGCUGACAGAAGUGAUGGGUGAGAUCUGGUCGAAUGGAGCUGUGAAAAGUGCUGUCCUUAUCUCAAGCAAGCCUGGCUGCUUUAUCGCUGGUGCAGACAUCAAUAUGAUCCAGGCCUGUAAGCGCAGUGAAGAGGUUACACGUCUCUCUCAGGAAGGUCAGAAGAUGUUCGAGAAGAUUGAAAAGUCUCCUAUCCCAAUUGUUGCUGCCAUCAAUGGCUCAUGUUUGGGUGGAGGCCUUGAGUUCGCCAUAUCCUGCCAGUAUCGAAUCGCCACCAAAAGUCGGAAGACAAUUCUGGGCACACCAGAGGUCAUGCUCGGCCUACUGCCUGGAGCGGGUGGCACCCAGAGACUACCCCAAAUGGUGGGUCUCCCUGGAGCAUUUGAUAUGAUGCUGACAGGCAGGAAUAUCCCUGCUGAUAAAGCGAAGAAGAUGGGCCUAGUGCACCAGCUUGUGGACCCUCUGGGUCCUGGUUUGAAGCCACCGGAGGAGAGAACGAUUGAGUACUUGGAGGAAGUGGCAGUAGGCGUGGCUAAAGGUAUCGCCAACAAGACGGUUUCCCUUUCAAAGGAGAAAAGUCUCAUGCAAAAGCUACAGGACAAAGUGAUGGGUCUCGGUCCAGUGAAGAAGAAAAUCUACAAGACUGUCAGUGAGAAGGUUCAGAAACAAACUAAAGGGCUCUACCCCGCACCAGUCAAAAUCAUUGAGUCCAUCAAGGUUGGUGUGGAGCAGGGAGGAGAAGCGGGUUAUCUGGCUGAAGCUGAGAACUUUGGGAAGCUGGCUGUGACAUCAGAAUCCAAAGCCUUGAUUGGCCUUUACCACGGUCAAGUGGCUUGUAAGAAGAACCGAUUCGGGACCCCAGAGAAAGAAGUCAAGACUCUUGCAAUCCUUGGUGCAGGAUUAAUGGGUGCAGGUAUUGCUCAGGUUUCCAUAGACAAAGGACUCAAAACCAUACUCAAGGACACCACAUUUGAAGGCAUCAACAGAGGAGAAGAACAGGUCUACAAUGGUCUGAACACAAAGGUGAAGAAUAGAACACUGUCCUCUUUUGAACGUGACGCUACGCUGUCCAACCUCUCAGCCCAGCUCGACUUCACAGGCUUCUCGUCUGCAGACAUGGUGAUCGAAGCCGUGUUUGAGGAUAUUAACGUGAAGCACAAAGUUCUCAAGGAGAUGGAAACCGUGAUCCCUCCUCACUGCGUGUUUGCCUCCAACACUUCAGCCCUCCCGAUUAAGGAUAUUGCUGCUGCAAGCAAACGACCUGAAAAGGUGAUUGGCAUGCACUACUUCUCUCCAGUGGAUAAAAUGCAGCUACUGGAGAUCAUCACCACUGAUAAAACAUCCAAUGACACGCUGGCCUCAGCUGUGAGCGUGGGCCUUAAACAGGGCAAGAUCGUCAUUGUCGUCAGGGAUGGUCCUGGUUUUUAUACCACUCGCUGCUUGGCUCCCAUGUUAGCAGAAGCUGUAAGAGUGCUUCAGGAGGGUGUGAGUCCAAAGAAACUUGACAACUUGACAACCAGCUUUGGCUUUCCCGUCGGUGCGGCAACACUGGCCGAUGAAGUCGGUAUCGACGUAGCAGCUCAUGUGGCAGAGGAUCUGGGAAAAGCUUUCGGUUCUCGCUUUGGAGGUGGAAAUGUGGAGUUUCUUAAAACCAUGGUCGAGAAAGGCUUUAAAGGUCGUAAAUCGGGAAAAGGCUGUUUCAUCUACGGCAAAGGGAAAAAAGACAAGCGUGUAAAUUCUGAUGCUGAAGAAAUUAUCAAGAAAUACAAACUCUCUGCCCCUCCCACAGUUUCAUCGGACUCUGACAUCCAGUACCGGCUUGUGUCUCGCUUUGUGAACGAGGCGGUCUUGUGCCUCCAGGAGGGGAUCCUGCUGAAUCCAGUAGAGGGAGACAUUGGGGCUGUGUUUGGACUUGGCUUUCCUCCCUGUCUAGGCGGUCCAUUCAGGUUUGUGGACUCAUUCAGCGCAGAGCGUCUUGUCAACACCAUGAAGCGUUUCGAGGAAGUGUAUGGAAAUCAGUUUACACCGUGCCAACUCUUACUGGACCACGCAAAAGACUCCAGAAAGAAGUUCCACAAUUGAUCCAUCUUCAUAUACAGUAUGUGGGUCAGCUCGGUUAAUAAGUGUCUUUUGGACUGGAUCCACAUCUAUUAUAAAAUGGGAAUUAAACUUGAGAAGCAAAGGGUUUUAUCAAAAUUUUUUAGCCCAUCUUUUAUUUCAUAACAUCACUUUUGUUGUGAAGUUCACAAUUCUUGAAGAAUAUAUAUUGUUGGUAGGUUCUAUUAUGUGAUUAACCCAUUAGGUUAACUCUUGUGAACAUUUUUAGUCAUUAACAUUUACUGAGUCAGACUGUGACAAUACUGCUUCUGAAGGAGUUUUUCAAAGGUCAAAUGGAGCACGGAGUAAAUGUUAUACUAGUGAGUUCAGCUCCACUCACUAGCCUACACCAUUUGGUCCAUUAGGUUUGAUGAGAACAAAAAUCCAGUCAUGUGUAUGAGAAUAAUUUUAUUUUCACUUUACAAGUAUAUUUACUGCUGUGGUUGUAGUUUUAUGAGUGCACAACUCAUUUCCAUCCUAUUACAACAAAUUGAUAUUUUGCACGUCUUAUGUUGGUAACCAAAACACCUGUUAUCCAUGAGCAUUAACUUUUAAAAAUGUGUGGCACAGUUACAGAACUGGUUAGAGCGUUACCCUCACAUUUCUGAGUUACAAUUCUGAGAACUCGGGUUCAGUUCCCAGCCCCCCCAGCUGGAGUUUGCAUGUUCUCCCUGUGCCUGCGUGGGAUUUCUCCCGGCAUUUCGGUUUCCUUCCCACAUCCCAAAAACAUGCAUUGAUCGGAGACUCAAAAUUGCCUCAAGGUGUGAUUGUGAGUGCGACUGGUGUCUGUCUCUAUGUGGCCUGUGAUUGGUUGUUCAGCGUGUACCCCGCCUCCUAACCGAUGAUAGUUGGGAUAGGCUGCAGCACUUACGUGACCCUUGUGAGGAUAAGCAGCAAACGAAAAUGGAUGAAAGACCAAAAUGUUCAUACAGUACAUGGAUUGGAUAACAUUCAGUUAUGCAGGGGUACCUGAUUAAGUGUCCAGGUAACGUAAACUAGCAGCUUCUGUGCAAGUUAGUCAAUACAAAAUCAUUUAAAGUUUUUUGUGACUUCAUAAGGAGUCUUUGACUUUCCAUACAUCCAUUUUCCAGAGUGCAUGUCCUCAUCAGGCAGUCUCUCCAACCUAUCCCAUCUAAUUUGAGAGGUAAUUCCAAUACACAUAUGGCGGUAUACAAAGAGACCUAUAGGAAACUAAGGAUCUGUGAAUUUUGACAAGUCAGCGUUGCCUCAGUGUAAAAAUAGUAAAAAUGAGCUGAUCAAAGAUAAAAGCUCAAAUAACUGUGAAUUAUGUAUGGGCAUACAGUAUUUAAGUCUGAGCUGAUUUGUACUUAAUUACAAACUGACUGAAUUAUUAAUUUAAAAGUACAAUGGCCAAGUAGAAGAGCAUGAAAGCAUUUUUAAUUCAUGAUUUUAGAGUUCAUAUGUAAUAUGUCAAACUAUGUUCCACUAAACGAAAGGUACUGUAUUAAA
Molecule: messenger RNA, 3847 nt
Organism: Syngnathoides biaculeatus (alligator pipefish)
Lineage: Eukaryota; Metazoa; Chordata; Actinopteri; Syngnathiformes; Syngnathidae
Gene: hadhaa
Product: hydroxyacyl-CoA dehydrogenase trifunctional multienzyme complex subunit alpha a
Exons: 21
Coding region: 134-2362 (742 amino acids)
Biological process (GO): fatty acid beta-oxidation
Cellular component (GO): mitochondrion; mitochondrial fatty acid beta-oxidation multienzyme complex
Molecular function (GO): long-chain (3S)-3-hydroxyacyl-CoA dehydrogenase (NAD+) activity; NAD+ binding; enoyl-CoA hydratase activity
Source: RefSeq, a predicted model, not a curated record